Soboliphyme baturini is the source of this 657-nucleotide messenger RNA. The record is from the annotation of a GenBank genome assembly. Lineage: Eukaryota; Metazoa; Nematoda; Enoplea; Dioctophymatida; Soboliphymatidae.
AUGAACGCUUGCAUCUCGACUUUGAUCGAAAAGGUUUGCCGCGAAAUUCGUCGCUUCGCAUUUGACAAGGCCAAGGAUCUGGUGGAUGAAUUUCGCUCGACCUUCCCUGUCUCUGCUAUCCUCACUCCGGAAGAUUCAGUACGGGUAUCUUUACUGCGGUGCCUGUCAAAUUUGACCAUUGCCGAGAAAGGUUACAUGUCGCUCGGUUUCAUGGUCCCGAAAGGUUUCUUGCGUAAAGAGAGCACCACCAGGCCGGUGUACAAUUUGAUUCGAUCGGAUCUAAGCAAAAUUGACAACGUGAUUUUGUACGAGAAGCUGUCUACAGUCGGCAGUGGCAAAGGUCUGUCACGAGAAGAGGCAUUGGCUUGCGUCGAAGACAUUUUGCAGAAGCGCGCCGGCUCGUUUCACCAUCCCGUUAUUAGCCAACUGGAGUCAAGUUUCAUACUCGAAUGCGAGAUCUUGAUUCAUCUGCUACGCUGUCAUUUGAGUAUAAGCCAAAUGACAUUUCUCGAACCGCUUCAUAACCUCAGAGAGGCACAGUCGAGACUCAACGCGUGGAUCAGCGAUACAGUUGACUCUGAACCGAUGCCGCAGGUAUGGACUUACUCCCUGGCGUAUCUAUUUUCAUCGAAGCGAAAUUUGACGUGUACAGGAUAA